Striga asiatica is the source of this 315-nucleotide messenger RNA. Lineage: Eukaryota; Viridiplantae; Streptophyta; Magnoliopsida; Lamiales; Orobanchaceae. The record is from the annotation of a GenBank genome assembly.
AUGGAAGAGAGAUUUAGGAAAGUGUUGGGGAUGGAAAUGGAAAUUACCAUUUGGGCGGGUGAGCAGGUAAUUCCAGGCCACGCGCAGGGGGUGGGGGCCGAGGGGUCCCACGAGGAGGAGAGAGAUGAGGAAGAAGAUGAAGAUGUGAGAGAGAGAAGGGCCUCGCCGUCUGGAGACAGACACUGCCCGCCUUUAAUACUAAUACAGCACAAGAGGAUGAUGAAGAUGAAGAUGAUGACUAAGCCAUCAUUCUCGUCAUCUCUUGCUUGUUGCCAUUUUUCUGGUGUGGCGUGGGGGAAGGAAGAAGCUAGCUAG